Messenger RNA from Melopsittacus undulatus (budgerigar), 4981 nucleotides. It is a transcript of the gene CUX1, whose product is annotated as cut like homeobox 1. Gene Ontology annotation, molecular function: RNA polymerase II transcription regulatory region sequence-specific DNA binding; DNA-binding transcription factor activity, RNA polymerase II-specific. Bases 82 to 4671 code for a protein of 1529 amino acids. The record is from RefSeq and is a predicted model, not a curated record. The transcript is spliced from 24 exons. Gene Ontology annotation, biological process: regulation of transcription by RNA polymerase II; intra-Golgi vesicle-mediated transport. NCBI's taxonomy places the organism in Eukaryota, Metazoa, Chordata, Aves, Psittaciformes, Psittaculidae. Gene Ontology annotation, cellular component: nucleus; Golgi membrane.
UCCUCCCCCUCCCUCCCGGCUCCCAACUCCAGCCCCUCUCUCUCUCGAUCAGCCGCUCACUCUGUCUCAAUAUGUCUCAAGAUGGCGGCCAAUGUGGGAUCGAUGUUUCAAUAUUGGAAGCGCUUUGAUUUACAGCAGCUGCAGAGAGAGCUCGAUGCCACAGCAACAAUAUUGGCAAACCGGCAAGAUGAAAGUGAGCAGUCGAGGAAAAAGCUUAUUGAGCAAAGUCGCGAGUUCAAGAAGAACACUCCAGAGGACCUGCGCAAACAGGUAGCUCCAUUACUGAAGAGUUUCCAGGGAGAGAUCGACGCAUUGGGUAAAAGAAGCAAAGAAGCAGAGGCAGCCUUCUUGAAUGUUUAUAAGAGAUUAAUUGAUGUUCCAGAUCCAGUUCCAGCCUUGGAUUUAGGACAGCAGCUUCAGCUGAAGGUUCAACGUAUGCACGAUAUUGAAACAGAGAACCAGAAACUUAGGGAAACUCUAGAGGAAUAUAAUAAAGAAUUCGCCGAGGUGAAAAAUCAGGAGGUUACAAUAAAAGCACUUAAAGAGAAAAUCCGAGAGUAUGAACAGACCCUGAAGAACCAAGCGGAGAAUAUAGCCCUUGAAAAAGAACAAAAGUUACAAAAUGAUUUUGCGGAGAAGGAGAGAAAAUUGCAGGAGACACAGAUGUCGACAGCCUCGAAGCUGGAAGAAGCUGAACACAAAGUUCAAGCUUUGCAAACAGCCUUGGAAAAAACCAGAACAGAACUAUUUGAUCUGAAAACAAAAUACGAUGAAGAAACUACUGCAAAGGCUGAUGAAAUCGAGAUGAUCAUGACAGACCUUGAAAGAGCAAAUCAGAGGGCAGAGGUGGCUCAGAGAGAGGCAGAGACCUUAAGGGAGCAGCUCUCGUCAGCUAACAAAUCUCUCCAACUUGCUACGCAGAUCCAGAAGGCACCUGAUGUGGAGCAGGCCAUCGAGGUGCUGACACGGUCCAGCUUGGAGGUGGAGCUGGCCGCGAAGGAGCGGGAGAUCGCCCAGCUGGUAGAAGAUGUGCAGAGACUCCAGGGCAGCCUCACCAAGCUGCGGGAGAACUCCAGCAGCCAGAUCUCCCAGCUGGAGCAGCAGCUGACUGCCAAGAACAGCACACUUAAACAACUGGAAGAAAAACUGAAAGGACAGGCUGAUUAUGAAGAGGUUAAGAAAGAAUUAAAUAUAUUGAAAUCCAUGGAGUUUGCACCAUCUGAAAGCUCUGGUGCGCAGGAUGCAUCUAAACCGCUGGAGGUGCUGCUGCUGGAGAAGAACCGCUCCUUGCAGUCUGAGAACGCCACGCUGCGUAUCACAAAUAGUGACCUGAGUGGGUCAGCCAGGAGAAAAGGGAAAGACCAGCCUGAGAGUCAGCGUCCUGCAACCUUGCCGGCCUCCCCUCCUUCUCAGUUGCUCCGCAACACGGGGGAGCAGGCUUCCAAUACUAAUGGUACACACCAGUUCUCACCAACGGGUUUAAGUCAAGACUUUUUCAGCUCAUCCCUGGCGAGCCCCAGCUUACCCCUGGCCUCCACAGGAAAAUUUGCACUAAACUCUCUCCUCCAGCGACAGCUAAUGCAGUCCUUCUACUCCAAGGCAAUGCAGGAAGCAGGAAGCACAAGCAUGAUUUUUUCAACAGGUCCUUACAGCACAAACUCCAUAUCUUCCCAAAGUCCAUUACAACAAAGUCCGGAUGUAAAUGGCAUGGCCCCGUCUCCCAGCCAGUCAGAAAGUGCUGGGAGCGUCUCUGAAGGCGAGGAAAUAGACACAGCCGAAAUUGCACGUCAGGUGAAAGAGCAGUUGAUCAAGCACAAUAUUGGACAGCGGAUAUUUGGACAUUAUGUGUUGGGACUGUCGCAAGGGUCUGUGAGUGAGAUACUAGCCCGGCCAAAGCCAUGGAAUAAACUGACUGUGAGAGGCAAGGAGCCAUUUCAUAAGAUGAAGCAGUUCCUCUCGGACGAGCAGAACAUCUUGGCUCUUCGCAGCAUCCAGGGUAGACAAAGAGAGAAUCCAGGCCAGAACCUGAACAGACUAUUUCAGGAAGUACCGAAACGAAGAAAUGGGUCUGAAGGUAAUAUAACCACAAGAAUCCGAACCACAGAGACUGGCUCUGAUGAAGCCAUCAAAUCCAUUCUCGAACAAGCCAAAAGGGAGCUGCAAGUACAGAAAACAGCUGAGCCGGCUCAGCCGCCUUCUGCAUCUAGCAGUGGCAAUUCUGAUGAUGCUAUUCGAUCCAUUCUGCAACAAGCCCGACGUGAAAUGGAGGCACAGCAGGCUGCCCUUGAACCUGCCUUAAAAACACCACCUUUAUCUCAAGCUGACAUUUCUAUCCUGUCCCCCAAACUAGUAUCUACACCUGCAAUGUCUUCGGUUUCCAGCUAUUCUCCUUUGGCCAUAUCCCUGAAGAAACAUUCAUCUGUCACUGAUUCCAGUAUCUCUGCGUUGCAGAACCUCUCUGGGCUCAAAAAGGAGCCUCAGGAGGCACCUGUUUUAGAGCUUCAUGGAGUAAGUGAUUCUGCCCAGGGUAUGUUGAGGCAUGUUAAAAAUGAGUUGGGACGUGGUGGUGUUUGGAAGGACCAUUGGUGGAAUACUGUGCAGCAUGAGAGAAGAAAUACAGCUCUUCCCGAAGACAUAAAAGUUGAGGAAACCAGUGGUGGAAAAGAAAAGGUCAGCAAUCAGACUAGGCCAGAUCGUAGCCAGCUCCAAGGACCAUCUUCUUCAGAGUAUUGGAAAGAGUGGCCAAACGCUGAAUCUCCGUACUCGCAGAGUUCUGAAUUGAGCAUGACUGGGGCGAGUCGCAGUGAGACACCACAGAAUAGCCCCCUCCCUUCAUCCCCUAUCGUGUCUUUGUCAAAGCCAUCCAAACCUUCAGUUCCUCCACUGACACCUGAGCAGUAUGAGAUUUAUAUGUACCAGGAAGUGGAUACGAUAGAGCUAACGCGGCAGGUCAAAGAAAAGCUAGCAAAGAAUGGCAUCUGCCAAAGGAUCUUUGGGGAAAAGGUAUUGGGGCUGUCCCAAGGAAGUGUCAGUGACAUGCUCUCCAGGCCAAAGCCAUGGAGUAAAUUGACCCAAAAAGGCCGAGAACCAUUUAUUCGUAUGCAGCUCUGGUUGAAUGGUGAGCUGGGACAGUGUGUCCUGCCUGCACAAGGGCAGCAACAAGGACAAGUCCUUCACUCUGUGACAUCAUUACAGGAUUCCCUACAGCAGGGAUGUGCAAGCUCAGAAAGCACUCCAAAGACUUCUGCCAGUUGCAGUCCUGCUCCUGAAUCUCCCAUGAGUUCCAGUGAAUCAGUGAAGAGCCUGACUGAAUUGGUACAGCAGCCCUGUCCCACUAUAGAGACGAGUAAGGAUGGCAAAUCCCAGGAAUCCAGUGAGCCGCCUGCUUCUGAAUCCCAAUCUACAACACCUCUGCCGCUGUCAGGCCACUCGGCACUCAGCAUUCAAGAACUGGUUGCCAUGUCCCCUGAGCUGGAUACCUACGGCAUCACGAAGAGGGUCAAAGAAGUGCUAACGGACAACAACCUUGGUCAGCGUUUGUUUGGGGAGACAAUCCUAGGGCUAACACAAGGCUCUGUCUCAGACCUCCUGGCUCGCCCGAAGCCCUGGCACAAGCUGAGUUUGAAGGGACGGGAACCCUUUGUCCGCAUGCAGCUGUGGCUGAACGAUCCCAACAACGUGGAGAAGCUGAUGGAUAUGAAACGAAUGGAGAAAAAAGCCUACAUGAAGCGGCGACACAGCUCUGUUAGCGACAGUCAGUCCUGUGAGUCAUCCUCAGCUGGGAUAGACUACAGCCAGGGCGCCAGCCCACAGCCACAGCACCAGCUUAAGAAGCCCCGGGUGGUGCUGGCACCAGAAGAGAAAGAAGCUCUGAAACGAGCCUACCAGCAAAAGCCAUACCCAUCACCAAAAACCAUUGAGGAACUCGCUACACAGCUCAACUUGAAAACCAGCACCGUGAUCAACUGGUUCCACAAUUACAGGUCUCGCAUCCGCCGGGAGCUGUUCAUCGAGGAGAUCCAAGCUGGGAGCCAGAGCCAGGCUGGGUCGAGCGACUCUCCUUCCGCCAGAAGCAGCAGGGCCGCUCACAGCUCCGAGGGCGACAGCUGCGAUGGUGUGGACGCUGAAGGCCCAGCUGAAGGCAAGGCCAGUGGCCCGGAGGCGGAUGAGUACAGCAAUGCAACCACAAAGUCUCAGGGAGGGCCAGCGGAGUCGGCUUUCGAAGCGGGGGAAGAGGCACUGCAAGGAGCCAGGUCUGCGGAGAGCCUGGAGGACACCGACGACGAGGGCAGGCUCAGAGCACCGCGCCAGGGCUCUCCGCCCGCAUCGCAGCGCCCGGGAGAGGCUCCGGAGACACUGCCAAACUCUGCCACGGAAGGGGAUGCCUCUACCUCAGCUGCCUCCACCUCAGUCCUUACAGGGGAGAGCUCCUACAAGUCAAAAGAGAGUUCAGAGAAAACCUGCAGUGUGCCAAGUACGAGCUCGACGCCGGCCGCAGGCUCGCAGAAAGCCAACUCCCUGCAGAGCUUGUUCGGCCUCUCGGAGGCCGCGAGCUCCAGGAACACGCGAGACAGCUCCUUGAGGAAAAAGAAAGCAGCAAACUUGAACAACAUCAUCCACCGCUUGGAGAAAGCCGCGAGUCGGGAAGAGGCCGUCGAGUGGGAGUUUUGAGAUUAACACUCGCCCAACUCUGGAGAGCUGGGAAGUGAAACUGGACCUCUACUGGUUUUAUUGUGUUGCGCACUUAACCGCCCUGCGGGCCACAGGGCAAAAACGCCAUAGGCCAAGGUGCAUAUAGAAAACAAAAAAAGGAGCGUUAAGCCCAAUUUAUGUUUGUUGUUUUCGAGGAAGAAAACUGAAAUGUGUAGUCAAGCUUUUGUACCCUGAAGUGUUUUUAUUAUUGCCCUAAAGUGAUUUCCACAGUUUCUGGAAUAACUCAUACAGCUUUGCCUUGUGCCCUCCUCUUUGUGUGGGCUUUAAA